This is a messenger RNA of Varanus komodoensis (Komodo dragon), 13901 nucleotides long. It is a transcript of the gene CHRM2, whose product is annotated as cholinergic receptor muscarinic 2. Lineage: Eukaryota; Metazoa; Chordata; Lepidosauria; Squamata; Varanidae. The record is from RefSeq and is a predicted model, not a curated record. Gene Ontology annotation, molecular function: G protein-coupled serotonin receptor activity; G protein-coupled acetylcholine receptor activity. Gene Ontology annotation, biological process: adenylate cyclase-inhibiting G protein-coupled acetylcholine receptor signaling pathway; regulation of heart contraction; regulation of smooth muscle contraction. The transcript has 2 exons. Gene Ontology annotation, cellular component: plasma membrane; dendrite; synapse. Bases 862 to 2268 code for a protein of 468 amino acids.
AGCUCUAUUUUGAACCAACUGAAGUAUCCGGACCGUCUUCAAGGGAAGCCCCACGUAAAGCGCAUUACAGAAGUCAAGGCGGGAAGUCACCAGCGCGUGUGUCACCGUCGCCAGGCAGUCAUCAUCAUUCCAUUCCUUAGCAUACAAAGGAAGUCAAACAACUUUGGAAAAUGUAUACCUUUAGGUGCCAUUUCCCCAUUUUGUUGCACCUGAUUUGUGCAAUUGUCCUGUUUGUGCAAAUCAAACAGAGAUCACAAAUGACCCUGGUAAAUGAGAUGAGAAGAGCAUUAAAUGGAUAUUUAGAGAAUAUGGAAGAAUGUGAGCAUCACUUGUUCACCCACAGUUAGCCUACAGGUCUAGAAAUUGCUCUUGUGUCCUCAUAUACUGUCUUAUUGAUCCAGAUCACUGCUACUCAAAAUGUAAAUUAAAAAGUAUACUUGAAUUCUGUGCCUCAAGGCUUGCAGACUUGGCUGGCUUGCUUGGUGGCACUUUAUUUUGUCAAUGGCAGGUGGGAAGAGAGGAGGAGUGCAUGUGGCUGCAUCCACCAAUGCUUCGCUUCAGCUGCAGCAGGGUCAAGGAAGGAAUGGGCGUUCAGUAGCUGACCACCAGCACCGGGUCUCUUCCCAUUCACAGCUUCCAAGAUUGAGGUGCACCUCUACAAAUCCCCUGCCUCCAAGCGCCAUCGGUUUCACCAUGUGACCCAGACAAGUCUGAAUGGGGCCCCAAGUCCUGAGAGGACUACCCUACGGAAUCCACAAUCACCGUAAAGAUGACAAAAGUCCAUUGUCUCUCAGUGUCGUUCUUCUUCCCACACUGCUCAGGCUUAAGUGACAUUGAUUCAUCAGUUUACUAGACACAGAAAUGAAUAACUCAACAAACAUAAGCAAUUUGGAGAAUGUAAUGGCCUUGGCGAGUCCUUAUAAAACAGUUGAGGUUGUCUUCAUUGUCCUGGUGGCUGGGUCCCUCAGCUUAGUGACCAUCAUUGGGAACAUUCUUGUUAUGGUGUCCAUCAAAGUCAACAGGCACCUUCAGACAGUUAACAAUUAUUUCCUGUUCAGCUUGGCAUGUGCUGACUUGAUCAUUGGUGUCUUUUCCAUGAACCUGUAUACACUUUACACUGUGAUUGGCUACUGGCCAUUAGGACCUGUGGUUUGUGACUUGUGGCUGGCUCUUGACUAUGUGGUCAGCAACGCCUCUGUCAUGAACCUCCUCAUUAUCAGUUUUGACCGAUAUUUUUGUGUCACCAAGCCCCUGUCCUAUCCUGUCAAGCGGACCACUAAAAUGGCAGGUAUGAUGAUCGCAGCUGCCUGGGUGCUGUCUUUCAUCUUGUGGGCCCCUGCAAUUCUCUUCUGGCAGUUCAUUGUGGGGGAAAGGACUGUCCCCGAUGGAGAAUGCUACAUUCAGUUCCUGUCCAAUGCAGCUGUCACCUUUGGCACUGCCAUUGCAGCUUUCUACCUGCCCGUUAUCAUCAUGACUAUUCUCUACUGGCAAAUCUCUCGGGCCAGUAAGAGCAGGAUUAAAAAAGACAAAAAAGAGGGUGGCCAAAACCAGGAUCCAGUUUCUCCAAGUUUGGUCCAAGGUAAAAUAGUGAAGCCAAACAAUAACAACAUCCCAACCAAUGAAGAUGGGAUAGAUCACAGUAAAAUCCAGAAUGGUAAAGCCACAGGAGAAUCAGUGAUAGAAAAUUGUGUUACUGCAGAGGAAAAAGAAAGUUCCAAUGACUCCACCUCAGUUAGUGUUGUAGCUUCCAAUGUGAAAGAGGAUGAAGCCAUCAAAGAGGACAUCAGGGCUUCUGUCUCCCAAGUCAAUGCCAAAGUGGAGAACUCCAAAUUGACAUGCAUUAGGAUACUCACCACAUCUCCUAAAGGUGACUGCAGUAACACCACCAACACCACUGUGGAGAUUGUAGGCACUGAUGGGCAAAAUGGAGACGAGAAGCAAAAUGUUGUAGCACGUAAGAUUGUCAAGAUGACUAAGCAGCCUGCAAAAAAGAAGACACCUCCAUCCAGAGAGAAAAAAGUGACCAGGACUAUUCUGGCCAUUUUACUGGCCUUCAUCAUUACCUGGACACCAUACAAUGUCAUGGUACUCAUCAACAGCUUCUGUGCAUCCUGCAUCCCCAACACAGUAUGGACAAUCGGUUACUGGCUAUGCUAUAUCAACAGCACGAUCAACCCUGCCUGCUAUGCGCUCUGCAAUGCUACGUUCAAGAAAACCUUUAAACAUCUCCUUAUGUGCAAUUACAAGAACAUAGGAGCCACGAGGUAAAACUGGGGAGAGAAAAAAUGGGCGUUCCAAGUUUUCUAUAUAUGUAAAAAUCGAUGCCACAGCACUUUAUGCUCUAGUAUGAAAUCCAGAAGUCUAGAGGACAUGGGAGCAGGGCGUUGCUGCACCUCUGACAUCUGUACAUCAAGGACAAGAACUUUUCUGCCACUUGGAGGUAGGAAAGGGUAACUAGGCCAGUUGAGGAGAUGAACUUGAGGCGGCACUCCCUACUGUCCAGUCUCAUGCAGAAGGGCUUUGAAUCCCAUUUUCUUUGAGCCCAGUCCCCAUCCCAAAGAACACCUCCUACACAAAGCCUGUCCGGGGGAGGCCUAGCAAGAAGGGGAGUUGCACAAAAGCUCUAGCAUGCCAAUGAACUGAAGAACAUCCUGGGAGAGUGUCCGUUCUUCUGAUAUAACAGUGGCUAUUUGGGUGCAUGUUCACUUAGUGGGAGAGAGAAAAACGAAACCCUUCAGCGAUAAAUAUCUACAUGAGAGUGUAAAUGUUUGGAAGGGAAAAAACAGCAAUCCAACCAGCUCAACUGAUCCCAUAGGAAAGGGGCACAGAGGGGGUGAGGGAAGGGCUGGAUGUUCAUGUUUACCUCUCUGUUGUUGCUUAGCACUGCAUUAGAAACAUAUAAGCCUUACCUCCCAGUGGAGCCAGUUUCAGUCACACUUUGAAGAAUGUGCUACAUUCUUCCCCUCUUAAAUCAGUGGGGCUUCAAAGUUCUGGCAUUUGGCUUGGAUUGCAACCUGUGUCUGGGAGCUCCUGGUCCAUUGCAGCUUCUCUCUUGAGCUUGAGAGGAGCUAUCCAUGCUGCUCCAUGAUGGUGGAUGCCAACUCUCAAACAGGUUCUCCGCCAUUCAGCACCAUGGAUAGCUCCUCUCGAGCUCCAAAGAGAAGCUGCAUGGUAUGAACAGCCCUGCUCUAGCUUCCAUGGAUCAAUUACCAGGUGCCCUGUGUCAAUCAGUUCUUCCUUACAAACGAGCGCUUAUAGGCAGGCAAGUCAAAUGGGAACUGGAUGCCCUUUUUAUCACUUGCCACACUGUAGGGAGUAUCUGAAUCCUGAGGUUCAAGCCUUGAGGAAUCUACAUCCCAACCUUGAUUCUCAUAGUGACAGAGAAUAGAGGUUUGAGAGCAGUGCAUAUUUAGCAUAGCAUUCAAAACUCUGGACCUACAUAACAGGUGCAACAUUGCACUCCAGACAGAGAAAUGGACCACUGGAGGAAACUUGUUUUCAAGUCAUCACCAUGUCAGCUGAGGAGCAUCACAUUAAAAUGUAUAUAGGUAUAGGGUAUUUUGAUUUAGGCUGUGCAGACAUCACAUGGGAUAGCAUUGCUGACAGUGAAGACACCAGGUCAUAUUGCCCAUAUGUUCGUACAUUCUGUAGGAGUGCAAGUUUGCCACCCAGAGAUUCUCUGAAGCUUCAGAUUCCCCCUUGAGUUAGUUGUGGUCCCUCACAUGUCCAAGCCCUCAUUGUACUUGAGGGUUUCAGGCCACCUCUCUGUUCUACAACUGCAGGAGAGAAGUGCAGAUGACCAGCCAAGGAAGCCUUUCUGCACCUGUAGGCCAUAGGUCAGGUGAGCUACAUGAAAAGCUUAAGAUUCCCUUCUCUUAGCUUCAAUGGCAAAGGAAGCAGCUAGGGAUCUGUAGCAGCUAGGCAUCCAGGCAAGUUGCUAGCUGUCCACUUACACUUGGCCAAGAAAGAGGAAAUUCACCAAAAUAAAGGACAAAAAAUGGACUGAGAUUUACAUAGCUGUCACAAGAAGUAGUGUAAUAUAAACAGGAAUGUGGUGCAGCUCACCAUGGUGGGGAAGACUGACAGGAGGUGAGCUGUGUACCUGCAAAGUCUACUGUCUAGGUACUAGGGAGUGAUGGGCAUUUUCAAGGCCCUGCUGUCUCUUCCUAGGAUUCUCUAGCAUGACCUUGAACCUGGACUAGGCAGUCCUUCAAAAAUGGUAUGCUUUCAAAUAAAGGACUGCCCUCCCCAAAGUAGCAUGCAGAUCGCAUUACAGGCAAGGGUGCAAUAGGCAAAGUAUCUGUGGGGAAACAGACAAAUAAAGCCAUAGCCUACCUCUCCAUCCAGAGAUGCAUGGCAUAUUUCCAGUCCAGUCUGGCAACCCUGUCCCAUCCCGGCUGUUCAUUGAUGUAUACCAAAUAGAUGUUCUGAGCUGCAUGUUAUCAUCAAGAGAAAAAGCCUCUUGGUAUAUCUCAAUCUCACAGGACUAUCCUAGCCAGAACCUGCCCCUAAAUCUUCACAUGGCAAAUAGGAAUGAAUCCCUCUGAAGCUGAUGAAUUAUGUGAUUCUUUCAGACAUCAAUUCACCUUCAGGCCUUUUAAUGUAGCAGACUAAACUCUGUAAGCACAGUUUCCUAGCUUAAUGUCUUGGCCUACUUGGAGAGAGAACUAGGAAUGGAGAGAGAGGACGAAAGGUGGGCAUAGAUAGAUAGAUAGAUAGAUAGAUAGAUAGAUAGAUAGGGUACAACUUUAUUUAACUUCACAAAAUUCACCAGAAGGAAGCUGGCUGGCCCUGAAAUAACAGCCCUGAGUUGGUGCUCCCCCAUCAACCUAUGAAUCCAUGGAAGAAAUCCCACUUGCAUUUGGUUAAUUGAAAACAUUUUGGUUACUCAAAAAUUCAGGGAUGGGUUUCCCCCAGGAUUUGUUUGGCUUAGUGACUUGACUGCUGGAUCAAGAUCUGAGUUCUGCCCCAGCUCAGCUAUGAACCUCACUGGGUGACUUGGGACCAUCACUGACUCUCAGCAUAACCUACUUUCCAGGAUUGUUGUAUAGUAAAGAAGAGGAGGACCAUCUAAGCUGUCUUGGGUUCCUUGCAGGAAAACAGACAGGAAAUAAAAUGUAUUAAAUAAUAAUACAUAUUCUUUCAUCCUCACAUAGAUGUGAUGGAUGCCACCCAGUGAUAAGGGCAUGUAUGGGAUCAACUGAAUUUCAGAGUGCUGACAAUUUAAAAUACUCUUAGUAGGGAAUAACUCCUUGAUUCUCCUAUGUAAACCUGUAUAGGAUUCCUUUCACUAGUCUGUACCAUGCCAAAACCAGUCUUUAAAAGGGAGACUAAAUGGGAGGAUCCUGAACUUUGGCUGGAUGGCAUUUCAGGGAUUCAGUAUGGCCCUGCAGUAACUUCCUAGCUCACUAUUCCUAACUAGCCCACAAAUAGUUUUGGGAUUCAAACUUUCCCAACAUUGAUUUCCUAUAAUCAAUGAUCUUGUUUGUUUCAGGAGUAUUGUAGCAACCCCUUGGAAUUCAUUGUUGUUAUAUCAAAAGCCUUUUUGGUUGUAUACUUGUUAUAUGACAUUCUUAGUACCUAAUUAAAAUGGUAAUAUAAAUGUACUAGGAAGUCAGGCUCUUUGAACUCCAUAGGGCUUAAAUCUAUGCAACUGCACAUAGAAUAGGGUUGAAAAGGUGCUCUACCCGACCAGAUGUCUGUUUAUUGCUGCUUCUGGUUCCGCUACUUAAAAGUCUGAUGAAGGAAGUCCAUUUGGACUGUUUGCACAGUACAAUGAAUGUACAUAGAAGUUAGGCUGGAAAUAUGGCCAUUAGCUCUGCCCCAGCUUUUAUAUGUAUUCAGCAUACACACUGAAAGACUCUGCAUGUGUACAAACCAAUGGCACACCGGCUCUUGUACACAUGACUGAGGACUCUUGAAAAGGCAGCUUACCUGGCUGCAUAUACUGAAUUCAUGCACAAGCCUAAUAAUUUUGUUAUUGCCUUUCUCUUACUUUCCCAUCUGCUAAAUGCUCAAAAAAUUGUUCAGGGUGAGGACUUUCCAUUAUUGGAGAGGGAGACAGGGUGAGUAUAAUGGUAUAAACAGUUUUCCCUUCCUCACAGCCAACAUGGUUACUCUGAAAACAAAAAGAAUGCCCUAUGACACAGUGACUCUAGUGCAAUUUCCAACCAGACUGCAUCAGCGACCACUAAAUCACAAAUGUUGCCUUUUUAUUGCUGAUUUAUGUAGCACGUUAAGACCCCUUCCCAAAGCUGAAAGUUCUGGUCCACCCUAUCUGUUUCAUCCAUAAUGCCCUGUCUUUCUUCUCCUAAUCAGUGAAACACCAUCUUCUAAAUUCUGAUCUGAAAUUAUUGCAAGGCAAGCUUCAGGUUGGGGGUUGGGGUCUUCAGCAAAUCAACACCAGUGGCCCAGCCUCCUUGGAACUGGCUCUGCCUCUUCCUCACCUGCAACCUAAGGAACAGUGGCUGCAUGCUGAAAGUAGCAGGGGGUAGCAGCUACUGCUGAGCAUUCCUCUGCCUUCUUCCAGAAGACCUAGUGGACAUAAUCCUUAUUGCUCCAUCCCUGAGGAAGAGGAACACUGAGGAAGCAGAUGAUGGUGGCAGCAGUUAAUAAUCAAUGCUGCAACACUGGUUCUUCCCCCAAAUGAAUGGACAAGUGAGCAAAUGGCAAAGGCAUUGAUAGGAAGCAGUAAUCAUAGGUCAGAAAGAAGAGCUUUCCUGGGGCAAUGAGCCCUCAGCAGAUGUCUGAGGAUGUCAAGCCCUCAUGUUGGCUCUGUGGAUCCAGCAAAUGUUAAGAUGAGGUUGUGCAUCUGCCCUGAGCCCUUCUUUCUUCAGCAGAACUCAUCAGAUCCACUUUGACAGAUGAGAAGUUGAGGCUAAGAUGUAGCGUCAGCUCCAGCUCCUUCCAAUUCAGCUGCCAACGUUUUGGCAAAGGAGUAGCACAAUGAGGUGAGGCAAGGUUAGCUAAGGCCAUGGGCAAAGGCUAGACACUAGCCUUGUGCUGAUUCUUUCUCUUUCUUUAUUUAUUCAUUCAUGGUAUGUCGAUACCAUUUGAAUUAGCAUAGCGCUGUUAGAACAGUUUACAGCAAGCAAUUAAAGUGUUCCAAAUAACAACAAUUCUAAACAGAUUUAAAACAGACUUAAAAGCAGACUCACCUGCCAUAAAACAUCCCUACAGCAGUAAAAUUUGACGGGCAUAUGUAACAAUGAUAAACAAAGUAAUAGAAUACAAUGCAUAAUAAUAGUCAAUCCACCUGUGACAGAACAAUUAAAAGCCAAUGUAAAAAUAUCAGCAAUUAAAAAGGCAAGAAAAUAAGAAAAUUUAAUCUGGCACUGAAUCACAUAUAGCAUUGGUGUCAGGCAUAUCUCCCUGGAGAGCUGAUUCCACAGAUGGGCCACCCCAGCUGAGAAGGCACUUCCCCUUGUAGCCACCCUCAUGACUUCCUUCAAGGGUGGCUCAGGGAGAAGGACCUCCGAAGAUGAUCUAAGGGUUUGGAUAGGUGUAUAAGGGAGAAGCCACUUCUUUAGAUAUCCAGGCCCUAAGCCAUUUUUAUUUAUUUAUUUAUUUAUUUAUUAUUAGGACAUUUUUAUGCCGCCCCAUUCGCCGAAGCCUCGGGGCGGCUUACAACGAUUUAGGGCUUUGUAUGUUAGUCUAAGCACCUUAAAAGCAGACCUGGACUUCAACUGGUAACCAGCACAGAGGAUACAGCACUGAGUUAAGGUAUGGCAUUAACAUGCAAGGAGAAGGAACGCCUCUUCAGUCUUCAUGACCAACGCCCUCUACCCUGAAGAAAUCAGUGUUUGGAUCACGUAGAUUGUUUCAGGAGUCUUUCCUCUGUGGAAAUUUGCCCUCCUUGAAUUUGGGGGGGGGGGGGGAAUGAUGGAAGGAGCAGAGCUAGCAGGCUUCGCCUACUCGCAUGCUUAUUCAGGAUCAGAACGCUCCUGCCAAAAUGCGGCCUAGUGAAGCAAGACUGUACUGAGGAUCACACUCCUGUUAUAGCCGCUGUUCCUAGAAGCUAAGGAACCUGAGGUUUGACCUUGAAUUGAAGCAGCUGCAUGGACAAAUUUCACUUGCUAUUUAGUUUAUUUAUUUAUUUAUUUGAGGUAUACCCUGCCUUUUACUGUGAAAGAAAUCCAAGAGGCUUACAUCAUUCUCCUCCUGCUACUCUCAAUCUUAUAUUUACUGAAUACCCUGCCUUUCCACCAAGAAGAGUUCUGGUGAAGUAGGUAUGCCUGAGAGAUGGAGGUUGUCCAAAAGUCACCCAAAGAGCUUCAGUGCUGCAUAGGAAUUUGGACUGUUUGCAUGACUCUUGUCAAUUUGAAUUGACCUCUUAGCAGUUAUUUCCUCUGGCCUGUGUUAGAAAUAUGGUUUCACAUUUGGUUUAUAACCCCCUUUUGGAUUAAGACCUCAGAGUGAUAUACUGAAAGGCACUUAGUGAUUCUAGGAAGCUUCCAAAUCCAUCAGUUUCCUCAGGACCUCACCAGCAGUAGCUGCUUCUUUUUCAACUGAAAAGCAUAUAUAUACUUUACUCGGCUGAAUAAUGGGUUAGAUUCUGAUUUAGUCAUAUGCUGCAGAGGUUCAUUUAAAUUCAUUGGACAUGUCUGCAGCUAUGCAUAAUACGUGCAUGAUAAUUGUGCAAAAUUUAUUCAGCAAAUUUAGUAGAGCAACAAUAGCUCUGUUUCCUACCUACAGCUAAUCAGAACUCUGUGACCAUGUUCAAGUUGUACUUACCCCUUGUGAUUCAAGCUGCUCUGUCAUCCAUCCUUUGAAAUCCAAAAGCUUUGAAUUCAGUCUUUUGGAAGGAGACUUGGGUUGGUACAGGAUGGAUUAGAGCAGGGCCAUUGAAAUAAAUCCCUCCUGGCUACUUAACGAUUUCAUCAUUUAAGGAAAGAUUAAGUCAUUGACAAUCUCUAGUGGAUUGCUCAAUUUCUCAUAGUUUCCCUUGUUGUCUUAGACCUAGAUGACAUUUUGCAUUUCCAUCAUGUCAUUCUGCCUUUUGAAGUAUAAUUCACUUGGAUCUCAAUGUGACUCUUUUUCUAUUUUUAGAAAAAAAAUGGUGCCUUUGAGCUUCCCAUUUUUGUGUGACUCUCAACUGCUUAAUGGGUUGACAAAGACAAUUAUAUGUUCCAACUUUCUGCUACUUCUGGCUCAAACACGGCAGUGAAACAGAGGGCAGCGUGACUGACAGCAAUAAUAAACCCUCCCUCUGUUCUGAGAGUCAAAAGAGGUGGUUCUAACUUCAUUUUCAGAUUUUACAGAAUAUCACUGAAUUGGAGCCAGAUUUAGUCAUAUGUGGACUAUUGAAAUCAAUGGGAUUUAAGUUAGCUGUGAGUGACUUCAGUCUCACUGAUUCAGUAGAUCUACUCUAAGUAUGCUUUAAGUCUGGAAUGAACCCAGUGCUCUUUUCCUUACAUGCAAUCAAGCAAAAAUAGCUGGUUAAGCCAUUGGCGAUUCCCUAUGGUAGGAAGCAAGGAAGAACAAGGUCAUGGUUCUCCCAUUUCAGUUAUGGAGAAAUAGCAAAGCUUUUCUGGCCAUGGUGCUGGGGAAAGAUGCACCCCUGACAGGCAUUUUCUGACAGCCAUUCUUCACAAGACAUUCCCUUUUAUGAUGCACAGUUUGUGAGUGCUAAAAAACAGAAUCCAAAGCAGAUUGAGAGGAGGCACCAUGGUCCAAUGGGGACUAGAACCCACAUCUCCUGAGUGUCAGUCCUUCAUUCUUAACCACUGCACAUCACUGGCUCUCAACCAUUUCCCAUCAAUCAUCCAUAGGAAAUUCUUCUAAGUUUUUGUAAUUUUUAUUUUCCCAACAUAUACAAUUACAUAGUAAAAAAACAUAACAAAAGAGAAACUAACAUAAACAGAACAGGCUAAAGUGAACAAAAUAAACAAAGGUGCCAAGGGAAUUACACACAAACACAGCCCAUAUACUGCAGUCCCCAGAACCAACUCUCUUUGUAUCUUCCCACGCUCUAUGAGAGUUUGCAAAACAGAAUCAUUAUUCUGUACAUCAACAGGUUUUCUAACCAGUUCAAAUUCUAAUGUUUUUCUUUCUCCCUGCCAAACUCCCUGAAUUUCUAUUAAACAUGCUAAGCACAAUAAAAUUUCCAUUUUUCAAUAAAUUCAUCUAGCGGUCUUAUAUUUAAUUAUAUAAAUUAUAUAUAGCUUUGCCAUCACUGCAUAUUCUGCUAAUCUAUUUCUCCAUUCUUCAAUGGUUGCGGACUGCAGUGAUGUCCAUUUUGAGGCUAUUGAUCCAUGGAAAAUUCUUGUCACCCAUCCAUUUUUUGGAUGGGUGACAGGAAUCUUGAGAAAAGGUCUUCUGGGAUAAAGGAGCUACUUUAAGACAUGAUGGCCACAUAAAAGACAUACUAGAAUUUAAGUUACUUUAAUAUCAUAUAGCGGAAUAAUGAAAAGGAAUUUCACAGUUUCCAGUUGACUGGGGUGAGGGGUGGAGGUAAUCUCAUGUCUUUAGCAGCAACUUAACUUGCCAAUCUCAAGCUGAAACUUUUCAUGGAAUGGAGAUAAACUGUCAAGUCCUACAAAUCAAACCACCAUCAAAUAUAUGUCUAUGAGGCAUAUGCAACAAAUACCCAUCCUGGUCUCACUUGUCUUUGUCCUGUACUCUGUACUUCCACUGCAAUGGCUAUUAGUGGAGUGGAUACUUUUCUCCUAUGGGGAAAGCUCCACACAUCUUACCACAGGGUAUGUCUUGAUGGAGGGGCAUAUUACUGAAAAUAGAGAUGAUCCAACCCUCCCUCCCGCAGCCGUUCUGUUCCUUCUGGUUGCCUUACAUUGUAGCUUCAACGUUUCUGAUGCAUGUGAGAACAUCAUUUCUGGCAACCAGAUAUUUUACCAAAGUGCUGCUCAUCAACUCCCACCCAUUUGCUGCCAGCGUGAUCAAACGCCUUCCCACACUGAUAUAUCAGGGGUUAGAUCCCAGUCUACUUUCAACUCACAGAAAGUGCCUCUGGUCAAUUUCCAUGAGAAUAGCAUUCCAGGUUUCUUUUGGAUAGAAUUUACCACAAGUUGCAAAGUCCUUCCUAUUUGGAAUGAAAAAAAAAACAAAAACCAAACAAACAAACCCUGGGAUGAAAUCAAUUUAGAUGUGGGAGAAACUGAAACUGACAGACUUGUGCACCCAGGCAGGGCUUUGAGUCUUCUGUUUGAAAUCUGGGUUCCGCUCCAUGCGUAUUCAACCUUGCUAGCACCUACUCAGGAUUUCCACCUCUUUUUAUUCCCCCUGCCCCCCAGACAGGCUCCACAUGGUUGAGUGUGUUAUGGCAGGCACACACAACAUGAUCUUCUCCAUGCUGGGAAUAAGUGUACCUUCUGAAUUUGGCUGACAUAGAUGAGUGAGAAUUUUGUUUCAGCUCAUUUUUAUAAGAAUUUGCCGCAGCUCUCAAGGUCCUUCAUUUUCAAGAGAGAAAGAACUUGAGAUUUAAAGCAAAAGUGAAUGCAGGAAGACAGAUACACCUAUCUGCAAAUUGGGGAACCCAGCUCCCAACAUGCAUGACAAUUCAUCCCAUUCAGCCUGAGUUCUCAGCAUCCAUGUAGCCUUCUCUGGAGCCUGGGAAGAGGAGGGAUGGAGAAGGCUCCAUGUACCAGCCCAGUUUCCUGUAUCAAAAUCUGGAUGCAAUCCUUUGACUGUCUCCCCAAAAGAACUCUCAGUUCCACAUGUUAGUUCACUUUCAGAAUCAUGUCAGGAAUCCUUCAAGAAUUUCCAUAGUACCUUGGAAUCUAUCUCAUAUCUGCCUCUGGUAUUGUUUGAAGGUUGACCUUCAAAUCUGGUGGGAGAGACUGAUUGCACUAACCUUCCUUGGUAAGGGUAGGGUUAGUACCAUUGGCCUUUUGCUGGAGGAACUCUCCAUGAUCCAGCAGACCUGUAGAGUGGUCCUCCAGAAAAGCAGUUUCCAUCUGAAGUGGAAUUUAGACAACCUGACUGUCCAGUGCCUACCUGGGUCCAGGGAGGACUGUUGUGAACACACAGGCUCUAAUGAAAUUUGUGUUACAACCUGGAAGAAGCAGAGCACUUUUUAAAAGACUUGCCUAACCCCUUGCGUCCACCUAAAAUUGCUAUAGGAAUUAUAGUUUAUAUAAAAUGACCUAUUGUAUCUCAGCCGGUUGAAUCUCACUAAAGUCAUUAGUACUAUGGCUCAUUGCAUAUGUCAUCCCAGUGAUGUAGCGGGUGUUAGGAAGCUAAAAUAUUUCGAUAGCUUGCUGUACUUGGGGUUGUACUUUGCUGGCUGUAUGAAGGGAUACCCCCAUAAUAAAGGGCUUCUCUGCUGUGGUUAUGGCUGCCUCGGACCAUGUGAGUAGCCUUCUGAACCAUGUAGAUGGUCUUCCAAAUUACACAGUUGUCCUUUCAUUUGAAAAACCAACCAUAUGGCUUGCCAUCAAUGUAAUUCAGCUCCCUGGCUGCAAUCAUGCUAUUGAGAAUAUUGCGUAAUCAUUCACAAGGUGAAUGAAUACAUGCAUUUUCCACUGUUGGUUAUAGAAAGAACUAUUUUUUUAUGGUGUUGAGAGUGGGCACACACUGAUGUCUUUUUCUCCUUAGCCAGCAAUAUUAAUGCAGGUGCUCACCUUCCUCAAUGGAAAAGAGAGAUUUGGAGAUGUUAUAUGGAGUAUGAAACCUUAAAUGUAGAAAAUUCAAAGUCCAAAUACACUUUAUCAUGUGCUUGGGGCAUUCAUUACUUGACCAACUAAUGUUUCGUUAAUGGAAACAUAAUGAUGAGAAAUGGGGAAUCCCACUUUUUCUCUGAACCCAACCAAAGGGACUGACUACAGAAUGAUGGCACAUUGAUUCUGUCCUCCCAUCACAUCUUCUGGGAGGAUACAGGAUAUUUGGAUGUCACAGAUGGUUCCAUGUCAGUGGUACCUCCAAAGAUACCCAUCUUGUACUGUACUGCAUAGGAAAAAUAAUGAGCGUCCACCAAGGGUUGCUAAUAAGUGGACUUGCAACAAUUUAUCCCUUAACUGCUGGUGCCAUAUUACAGCGGACAGUGUUGAGCUGGAGGCUAAUUAAUCCAUCUGUAAAUACCAACUGGUAGUGUGUUUCAACAUGACCAAACCAUAACUUGGCUAUGUACAGAUAUAGUACAAUACCUGUAAUAUUGUUGAACAUGAGUUACAAUGUAAAUAAAGCUACAAUGAAUGUCUGAUUACUGUUCAAACUGUGUGUGUGGAAGGGAACAACCCUUCCUGAUAUUGUUUGGGUUUUUGUUUUUGUUUUAAUCUGUUGAUCCUUUAUACAAAGGCCAGAAAUCUUGUCUUAAAAGUUACUGUCUGAAUGAGAGAGAGUGCAUUGCUCGUAAAAGAGGUGUGGACACUUAUGUGAAGCAAGAUCAUUAACUGAAUGAAAAUAAUUGUUAACAAGACUUCCAGGUACUGGCUGCAUUCUUGAUAAUGCCGUACAUUUGAUCUCAUAGAAAUAAGAUAAGCACAAAUUUUAUGGUUGACUUCCUAAAGCCAAACCACAGUGAUAUACAUAUAUACAUAUUAUAGAUAUAUAUUUAUAUAAUCUGUAUAGAUAUACAUACUAUUUACAUGGUAUUCCAAGGGAGAAAAUGAAGCAUUGUAGAAAGAGAUACCUUUGAGAAUUUGCACAUAAUGUCACCCAUCAAAGGUGAAGAAAACAGACCAGGGCACUGAGCAGGUGCAUCAUAGGGGCAUGGCUACCAGCCAUGGGGAGCUGUGACCCAUUGAGAGGCUGUGGCUCUAACCUAGAAGACCUUACGAGGACAGAUCCGAAGAGAACAUAUUUUGCAGACACAACUUAAAAAAAAAAACAACCCACCCUACAUGCAAUAUAUAUGUAUGUACUUCUGCCAAGUUGUAUUCCUAGUUUGAGCAUUGCAUUAAGAAACAAAAUAUACUAACAACUAAUAAAAAUGUUUUUGUAUGUGC